Liolophura sinensis is the source of this 2395-nucleotide messenger RNA. RefSeq lists its product as uncharacterized. The record is from RefSeq and is a predicted model, not a curated record. The transcript is spliced from 3 exons. NCBI's taxonomy places the organism in Eukaryota, Metazoa, Mollusca, Polyplacophora, Chitonida, Chitonidae. The coding region runs from base 636 to 1394 and encodes 252 amino acids.
ACCGGAAAUCCCCUUUUAACUUCCUGCUUUACAGAUCAAGUGGCUAGCCAGUUUUCAUUCACAAUGCAGGCCAAGCUGAGAAAUGAUUUGAUCUCGCACGUAAACUUGUUUCUGAUGAGCGGUAGAGGUACUAUGUAGACACGUGAAUUUAGUGCCUUCACGCCAUCGUUUAUUUUCAAAUGUCGUGAACUAUAAAGGAAACCAUGAGUAGUGGGACGGACGACAGAUAUCACGUGUACCUGAUAGAGGAUCCAGAAAACCAGUCAGAUGAAAUCCGAGACUUCAUCAACGUUCUCUCUCAAAAGUUCGAUUGCCUUGGUAGCCAUCCACAGUGUAAAAUAUAUUUACCGAGGAAAUGUGACAUCGCCGGAAAGUGCAAAUUUUAUAAUGUUUUUCAAGCCAUAAGACAAUGUGAGAUGAUUCUUUGUAUAAUCUCACCAUGGAAUACCAACUGGAUCAAGUACUGUCAAUCGUCUAGUCUGUACAAGUCAGUAAUCAACGGCAACAGGGAUAAGUUUAUACCGGUGUUUCUGGGGUAUUCGUCUGUAGAAGAAGCUCUCCGAGCUUGUCCCAGAAGAGAUUGAAGAUCAAACCAAAGUGAUAUUUAAUAGGCAGUGGAGAGAAGAUGCUGAUUCAUGGCACAGUUGCGCAGGUCUUUGAACCUUCCAGAGGUACCAUUAACAACGCCUUCUGAUGAGAUUUACGGAGCAGUACAAUGCUCUGAAGAUUCUACUAGGCAAAUGGAAAUGAACAUGCGUGCAGCACUGGAGGAGAGUUCAGACGAGUUGUUCACGGAUGAGCCUCCGUUCUCCGUGGAUGACGAUGCUAUCAGUGUGCCUGAUAGUGCCGACGAGAACGUCUCCUGUCAUAGAGCAAGAUCACUGGCAAGCACUUCAAACCAGAGAAUCUCGGACCAAGGUUCUAACCCCGUCAGGUUCAGCAACAAAAAGCCAACUCGUCUGCCUGACUGCAGAAGCAGCCAUUUAGUCACUAGCAGCCCGGAUUCCUCAUCUGGACGUCCAAAUGCGGUCAAUGCAAAUGCCUCCGUUGAAUCACACUGUGUUGACGCGCAGAAUGAGACUCAAGUCAAGCAGAUAGAUCAUGUCAACAGUAACUAUGAGAAUAACCCCGCCCAGAACAACUGUACCAGUGGAGAAGAUGAGAGUAUCGUCGCGGAGAACAACUGUACCAGUGAACAAAACGAGGGUAUCGCCGCAGAGGACAAUUCUACCGGUGGCCAAGACGAGAGUAUCCCCCGGGAUGGCAACUAUAACAGCGGGCAAGAACAGGGUAUCCCCGAGGGGGACAACGGUAUCAGUGGACAAGAAAAUCAAAGACAUUGGUUUUUGGGAAGGGUAUUUUCUUCUGUAUGGAAUCUUUUGAAAUAUUACUGAAGCAUCGCUCAACACAUAUUUGUAUAACCCUGAAAAAAAAGUUAUUGAAAGCUAUGUAAACUUAUUUUUUAACAGAACUAUGGUAUUUAAUGUUGACAAAGUUUCUUUAUGAGAAUGACUAGUUAAAAUGAGCAGUUUACAACUGGCUCUACAGAACUAACGAGCAAUCUGGACCUGAUUGCACCCUCAUAUAGGUUGAUCGCUGCUCUAGCACGGAGGUGGCGGUUGCAAAGUGAGAGGAGUUAAAUGGUAAAGCCAUAUGCUAAGGGACAAAACUAAAGGAAAUCGGGCUUACGGACAAAAUAUUCCAGGCUUAUGAGAAAAUUUUAAUCGUGUCAGAAUUCUAAUGGAGAGUUCUGGUCAUGUGGCCUUUUACAGGUAUGUUUAUUCCAUUAUUAUUAGUGCUUAUAUAAGUCUCAGUCUUAUGCUUUACUCACUGGAACAUUUUAUAUCUUAUACCGCUUAAUAUGUGCUAAAGAUUUGAAAUUUAUUUUUUGUAAAUUUUAACUUUGGGAGAUAAUUCUAUUUCUCUCUAUUUUUUGUAAUUGUCCAUUCAUUGUAUGUCCUUUCUUUCCCAAGGUUUGUAAGCUUAUAUACAGCUUUACUAAACAAAGUCUUCUUUUGUAGCUUUAAUUUCCGUUGUAUUUUGCGUUUGUAGACAUUUCUUCUUCACUGGGAUUCACUGACGAGGAUACGUUGUAGACCUUUAUGGAGGAUGGAUCCUUUAUGGAGUUUUCUCUCUGAUAAGUUUUCUCAAACAACUUAUUUCCCCGGGACAGAAUUAGAUUUCUUAGGAGUCAUCAGUUAAGGGGCAUGCUCAAGUUGCUAUGUAAAAUGUCAUCACUUUGCACUUGUGAGCAUUUGUGUAUUUUACAAUAAAUAUUUGAGCCCAUUGCAUUAUUCCUGUAAAUUUGUCCGGCCUAUUUUUUUUUUCUUUUUUGUAUUACUAAACUUACGCCUGAACAUUCUUUAUUCGUACUGAACCUAUAUUGCUGCGAAAU